Messenger RNA from Hemibagrus wyckioides, 2635 nucleotides. RefSeq names its product poly (ADP-ribose) polymerase 2 (gene parp2). Gene Ontology annotation, molecular function: NAD+ poly-ADP-ribosyltransferase activity. The transcript is spliced from 16 exons. NCBI's taxonomy places the organism in Eukaryota, Metazoa, Chordata, Actinopteri, Siluriformes, Bagridae. The record is from RefSeq and is a predicted model, not a curated record. Bases 622 to 2310 code for a protein of 562 amino acids.
UAUUCAGUGAAUCUUAUAUAUAUUUAUACAUUUUAGAUUAUUUUAAAAUGAUUCCCGGGCUUAGAGACGGUCAUCUCAUCCGGUUGUUGUUAACUGUAAAAUCCUUUAACCCAUAAGGAGCUAAAUACCAAACCUAGAUGAUUAUUCAGAACAGAUCUGAUCACUGUAACAUGUCUAUAUAACUUUAAUAAAUUAUAAUAACGGAUAGAUGAUGUAAACUAAACUGCUUGAUAUUUGACGGUCAGUGAUGCCUGCGCGUGCGCUCGGUAACUCGUUAAAAACACUAAUUAUGAAUCAUCCCUAGCCAUGGAACUCAAAACCACAAUCCUAUAUACAAAAUACCCAAAAUAAUAAUAAUAAUAAUAAUAAUAAUAAUAAUAAUAAUAAUAAUUCCGGACACAACUUCCGGACACGAGUAUGACGUCACUGCGCCGGUACUUCCUGGAUGUUCUCGCGCCAAACAGAAAGAGCUUCUUAGUAACGACACUGCUCGAGUUAGCUUUAUUUUUUUUUAUCUGCAUCACUGCAGCUCAGAAUUCUACUCUUUAUUAUUCUCUUACAAGUUUAUUUAUUUAGAGUUUAUUAUCGCCUUCAACACUUUUAUAACUUUGUGACCGAGAAAUGAGACGAACACGGAGCAGCAGAAACAAACCUGAGGUGAAGGAGGAGGUGGAGACAGUGUGUGUAGAUGGAGGUGAGGGAUCAAGUGGUCUCAGGGUUGAGGAGGAAGAGGCGGAGAAGCCUGUCACUAAAAAGAGGCGAGGAGGAGUGAAGAAAUGUGAAGCCCCUGAGGAGCUGGACAGUAAAGAAGUAGUGAAGAUGAUGGUGAUGAAGGGGAAAGCUCCAGUCGAUGUAGAGUGUAAAGCCAAACUGGGGAAGGCUCACGUCUACUGUGAAGGGAACGAUGUCUAUGAUGUCAUGCUAAACCAGACCAACCUGCAGUUUAACAAUAAUAAGUACUACCUGAUCCAGCUGCUGCAGGAUGACCAGGCCAAAGUCUACAGCGUGUGGAUGAGGUGGGGGAGAGUGGGAAAAGUCGGACAGAACUCUUUGGUUCCGUGUGGUGCAGAUCUCGCUAAAGCCAAAGACGUCUUUAAGAAAAAGUUCUUUGAUAAGACUAAGAAUGAAUGGACACAACGAGCAAACUUUGAGAAAGUUCCUGGAAAGUAUGACCUGGUGUUCAUGGACUACAGAUCAAAUGACCAAGAGGACAGUAGGGCAGUGAUGUCCACUCCCUCGAAGAUGAAAGCAUCACAGCUGGACGUCAGACUCCAGUCUCUCAUGGAGCUGAUUUGUGACAUUAAAGCCAUGGAGGAGUGUGUGCUCGAGAUGAAGUUCGACACUAAAAAAGCUCCUCUAGGGAAGCUGACAGUGGAGCAGAUCCGAGCAGGAUACUCCUCUCUGAAGAGAAUUGAACAGUGUCUGAAAAAGAAAAGCAACAACAAAGAGCUUCUGGACGCCUGCAACCAGUUUUACACUCGAAUACCUCACGAUUUCGGUUUGCGACCUCCUCCAGUUAUUCGCACUGAUGAGGAGCUGAAGGAAAAAAUUGCUCUGCUGGAGGCGCUGAGUGAUAUACAGAUAGCAGUGAAGAUGGUACAGUCCAGUUCUGUGAGUGAUGAAAAUCCUUUGGAUAAACACUACAGGUCUCUGAAGUGUCUCCUCCAACCUCUUGAGCCACACACCCAAGAGUAUCAGGUGAUUGUGAAGUACCUACAGUCGACUCAUGCUAUCACUCAUGAUGACUACACCAUGACAGUGCUGGACAUCUUCAGAGUAGAGCGCAGUGGAGAGAAUGACCACUUCCAGUCUCACCUGGACAACAGGAUGUUGCUGUGGCAUGGUUCCCGUCUGUCUAACUGGGUUGGGAUUCUCAGUCAGGGUCUCCGAGUCGCUCCUCCUGAAGCUCCGGUCACUGGAUACAUGUUCGGUAAAGGGAUUUAUUUUGCGGACAUGUCGUCUAAGAGCGCUAACUACUGCUUCUGCACCGGGAAGAACAACGUGGGAUUACUCUUACUGAGUGAGGUCGCUCUCGGAAACUGUCACGAGCUUCUGGACGCUGAUUAUGAUGCUGACAAACUGCCUUCAGGGAAACACAGCAUUAAAGGCCUGGGCCAGACCGCUCCUGACCCCAAGAAUGCCACCACAUUGGACGGUGUGACGGUUCCUCUGGGACCCGGAGUGAGAACCAUAGUGGGCCGCAGUGGAGGAUACACACUCCUUUAUAACGAAUUUGUGGUGUAUAAUCCUGCUCAAAUACGCAUGAAAUACCUGCUGAGGAUCCAGUUUAACUACUCAGCUCUGUGGUGAGUGUGAGUGUGUGUGAGUGUGUGUGAGGGUGUGUGAGUGUGUGUGAGGGUGUGUGAGGGUGUGUGUGUGUGUGAGAGAAUGUAGGGAAUUCUUCUGGUGUAAAAUCUUCCUCACUGUUUACUGACAGCUAAGAAAUAAAACCCUUUUUCCGAGAAGCAGAAGAAAGUUCUGAAGUUUUGUAGAUUUGGAUAAAAUGAACUUGACAUUUUUAAAAAUAAAUAUUUUCCUCCUGUACCUUCUUCUGUCUGUUCUGAGUUUCGGCGUGUUUAUGUAACCAGGUCCAUGUGUGAAAGGUACAAAUAAAGGAGGUGGAGUAAGAAAAGUG